AUGCAUGUCGGAAACCAAACCUUAGUGACUGAGUUUAUCCUCCGUGGGUUCCCUAUGUCCCUAGAUCUGCAGACCUCUCUCUUCAUGGUGGUUCUGCUCAUGUAUAUACUCACCAUCGUCGGCAACGUUCUCAUCAUUGUUAUUGUUAUCUGUGACCCUCGUCUCCACACCCCCAUGUAUUUCUUCCUGGGGAACCUCUCCUUCCUUGAGAUCUGGUACAUCACCACGCUGGUGCCAAAGAUGCUGGCUAAUUUCUUGGCCCAGAAGAGGUCCAUCUCCCUCCGAUGCUGCUUGACACAAGCCUUUUUCCACUUCUUCCUGGGUGCCACCGAGUUUUUCCUGCUGGCUGCCAUGUCCUUUGACCGAUACUUAGCUGUCUGUGACCCCUUGCAUUAUGGGGCUAUCAUGAGCAAUGGGCUCUGCCUUCGGUUAGCCUUGGGGUCGUGGUUGGGUGGCUUCUUGACUGUCUUCCUGCAGACCAUCCUGGUUUGCCAACUCCCCUUCUGUGGCCCAAACCUCAUUAACCACUUCUACUGUGAUGUGGCCCCAUUGCUGAAGUUGGCUUGUGCCGACACCCGCUUCAUAGAGCAGGUAGUGUUUGCAGUGGCUGCCUUAGUUCUCUUGAGCUCCUUCUCCUUCACCACGAUAUCGUAUGUUUUCAUCAUAUUGGCCAUAUUGCGGAUCCCUUCCAACAGCGGGAGGCAGAGGGCAUUUUCCACCUGUGCCUCCCAUCUCAUGGUGGUCUCCAUACUGUACGGGACCGUCAUCUUCAUGUACGUGAGGCCAAAAGUGGACUCCUCACUGGAGCUGAACAAGGUGGUUUCUGUGCUGAACACGGUCAUCACUCCCCUCCUGAACCCCUUUAUCUACACGCUGAGGAACAAGGAAGUCAAAGAGGCCUUGAAAAAAGCAGUGUGUACAAAAAAGUGCUUGACGAAGAAUGAGAAGGCAAGAUGCUCAGCUGGUAUAAACUAG
Emys orbicularis (European pond turtle) is the source of this 975-nucleotide messenger RNA. RefSeq names its product olfactory receptor 6X1-like. The transcript has a single exon. Lineage: Eukaryota; Metazoa; Chordata; Testudines; Emydidae. The record is from RefSeq and is a predicted model, not a curated record. Gene Ontology annotation, cellular component: membrane. Gene Ontology annotation, molecular function: olfactory receptor activity; G protein-coupled receptor activity. Gene Ontology annotation, biological process: G protein-coupled receptor signaling pathway. Bases 1 to 975 code for a protein of 324 amino acids.